AUGACCUACUGCGACAUCAGGGACAUCACCUACUGCGACAUCAGGUACUUCACCUACUGCAACAUCAGGUACUUCACCUACUGCGACAUCAGGUACUUCACCUACUGCGACAUCAGGGACAUGACCUACUGCGACAUCAGGGACAUCACCUACUGCGACAGCAGGUACUUCACCUACUGCGACAUCAGGGACAUGACCUACUGCAACAUCAGGUACAUGACCUACUGCGACAUCAGGUACAUGACCUACUGCGACAUCAGGUACUUCACCUACUGCGACAUCAGGUACUUCACCUACUGCGACAUCAGGUACUUCACCUACUGCGACAUCAGGUACUUCACCUACUGCGACAUCAGGUACUUCACCUACUGCGACAUCAGGGACAUGACCUACUGCAACAUCAGGUACAUGACCUACUGCGACAUCAGGUACAUGACCUACUGCGACAUCAGGUACUUCACCUACUGCGACAUCAGGUACUUCACCUACUGCGACAUCAGGUACUUCACCUACUGCGACAUCAGGUACUUCACCUACUGCGACAUCAGGUACUUCACCUACUGCGACAUCAGGUACUUCACCUACUGCGACAUCAGGUACUUCACCUACUGCGACAUCAGGUACUUCACCUACUGCGACAUCAGGUACUUCACCUACUGCGACAUCAGGGACAUGACUACUGCGACAUCAGGUACUUCACCUACUGCGACAUCAGGGACAUCACCUACUGCGACAGCAGGUAGGCCCAGGCCCAGGGCGUGUGAGGAAGAAGAGGCUGAUACUGUUCUCUGUGGUCAGAGGAAGGGCCCUCAGGACAAACACAGAUACUGUUCACAGAACCACAUCCUGGACUAA
Messenger RNA from Knipowitschia caucasica, 855 nucleotides. The record is from the annotation of a GenBank genome assembly. Lineage: Eukaryota; Metazoa; Chordata; Actinopteri; Gobiiformes; Gobiidae.